Messenger RNA from Zychaea mexicana, 1738 nucleotides. RefSeq lists its product as uncharacterized. NCBI's taxonomy places the organism in Eukaryota, Fungi, Mucoromycota, Mucoromycetes, Mucorales, Lichtheimiaceae. Gene Ontology annotation, biological process: lipid biosynthetic process; fatty acid metabolic process. The coding region runs from base 417 to 1493 and encodes 358 amino acids. The record is from RefSeq and is a predicted model, not a curated record. Gene Ontology annotation, molecular function: heme binding; fatty acid 2-hydroxylase activity; iron ion binding. Gene Ontology annotation, cellular component: membrane; endoplasmic reticulum. The transcript is spliced from 2 exons.
CGCCGGGAAGGGGUUUCAGUGCACAACAUCAAUUGAUCAGAUAACAGCACUUGCCAAGGAAUGAUCGUGGACCAAGGGGGGGUGGGGGAGAAUGGUAAGCACAAACAGCACUGCCGCUGUGUGUGCGUGUGUGCUGUUCUGCUAUUUGGACGAAAAGAGAACCUUCACUUCAUUCUCUCUCGCAGUUUAAAGCACAAGUAGGAUAAGCCCGGCUCGAAACGCAUAAUUCAAACAGAAAAAAAAAGUCGCCGGUUCCUGUCGUGCAUUCAAACGGCGGAGUAGGGGGAAUAUGUCCAAAUGUGAGGUGGGUUUCAUUUCCCUGCUGGCAAGACCUCCGCUACUCUUUUUCACCAAUCUCUUUUCUUGGAAAAAAAGAAAGCUGUAAUACUUUUUUCUUCUUUUAUUCUUUUUCAACCAUGGCUGUCAAAUUUUAUACCCGAGACGAAGUCGUCAGCCACAACACACCAGAGUCCUGCUGGGUCCUCUACAAGGGUAAUGUCUACGAUGUCACCGAAUUCAUCCAAGAUCAUCCUGGCGGCGACGACUUGAUUCUCGAUUACGGUGGUAAAGAUGUCACAGCAAUCAUGAAAGAUGAGCUCGAGCAUGAGCAUUCGGAGGCAGCCUAUGAAAUUUUGGAAGAGUAUUGUAUCGGUGUCCUUGCACCUUCUUCCGACAACAAAGCUUCAACGACCCCAAAAACCACAACAGCGACAUUAAAUGGAGCAGACGAAGAUUAUGCCAGACCCGAUUUCCACCCUUCCGUAACAGACCUCGCACUCGAUAUCAAGAAGCAUCAGUUCUUGGACCUGCGCAAACCGUUAAUUCCCCAAAUGAUGCGAGGUAACUUUACCAAGGAAUUCUACCUGGAGCAGGUGCACAAGCCCCGGUACUUGCCUGAGCCUGCACAGUUCUUUGGCCACUGGCUGUUGGAGCCGCUGAGCAAGACAGCAUGGUGGGUCAUACCGGUGUUUUGGUUACCCGUCGUCGCCUACCAUUUCAAGGUGUCGUUCGACAGUGGUAUGCCGCUGGCCAGUGUGCUGUCAUUUGGUCUUGGAAUUGCUAUCUGGACCUUGCUCGAGUACGGCUUGCAUCGCUUUUUAUUCCAUGUCGACGAUUAUCUUCCCGACAACCAAAUCGCAUUUACUCUGCACUUUACUCUGCACGGUUUCCAUCAUUAUCUUCCUAUGGAUAGAUUACGACUUGUCAUGCCGCCUACAUUGAACGUAUUCAUUUCAUAUCCAUUGACUCGACUCGGCCACGCCUUGUUUCCACCGGUGAUAGCAUACGGUGUGAUUGCAGGUGGCUUCUUUGGCUAUGUGCUGUAUGACUGCGUCCACUAUUACUUGCACCACGCCAAGGUGUUUGAAUUCCACUUCAAGGAGAUGAAAAAGUACCACAUGGCACACCACUACAAGAACUUUGAUCUUGGCUACGGCAUCACAUCCAAGGUCUGGGACUACAUCUUUGGCACUGUGCUCAAGUACAAGGGCUAAAUUUCUCUCCAUCUUUUCAUUCCACAAUUCCGUUAAUCUCGUACUACUAUUUAUUGACUGCCUCUAAUAUAAUUUUCUACUACAUAUCUGUUCGCUUGUUCCAUCGCAUCAUUUUGAUUCGUUCUCUCUUCCUCAUAUAUUUUUCUCUAUCGCCUGAAUCUCCCUUCUCCGCUAGUAACAUUUUUUAUAAAAAUUAUCGCAUAUUGUUAUAGUAAUGUAAUAUUCUCUAAAUGUAAUGUCGCCUU